AAACUUUCGCGUUUUCUGUGUAUCUCCAAUUUCAUUUGAGUAGUCAUAUGUGAGCUACUUAAAUGGGAAGCUAGGAUUCGCUACCGGCAACAAUAUACACGUUAUCAUAACGCCACCACCUGACAUUAGCUCCCUCUGCUCCAAGAUCCAGCCUGGUGAUUGAUUGUACCACGCACACACACCCGUGGCACGCCAGACCUGUAAAGUUCGGUCAACCGCCCGCGUUUUCGCCGCCGCAUUUGUUGCGUCUCGCGAAGUAUUGGCGAGACUAGGAUUGAGUAAUUUUUACGAGGGCCUACCGCGAGCUCUCGUCUGUUUGGCGUCGCCGGUACUACAUGUUUUACCUCUACACCAGGACGAGAGCUAUGCUCAGGCUCGUGGUGCUCUUCGCCGUGUUGGGGCACGUCUCACUGGUCGACAGGUCGAACUUCAAGUCGUGCAACGACAGCGGUUUCUGCAAACGUAACCGUAACACGAAGCCCGGUGAGUCCCCAUACAAUGUCCAGUUGUCCACCGUCAAGUCCACGUCACCAAGUCGAGUGGAGGCAGAAGUCAUCAAUUCGAAGAAUGGAGUAGUGCUGCGACUGGAGCUGAUUGCACUCGAAGAAGGCGUCCUCCGUAUGCGGCUCAAUGAAAAAGAAUCGGCUGUGGCACGUUUUGAGCCGAAGGAGGCACUUCUCGAGAGCAUUCAGGAGUCUGAUCUCCAUCUCGAGAGCAAAGACGACAGCUCCUUCACGGUGACUUUCGGGAAGCAUCGUGCGGUGGUGCGCGCCACUCCGUUGGUGGUUGAGGUCUACUCCAACGGUCAGCUCGUCCUGGUGGCCAACGCUCGAGGACUCCUGCGCUUCGAACACUACCGGCCACGGGGAGCCUCCAAUGAUGCUGGAGAAGCUGCUGGAGACAGCCAAAAUGAGGAAUCUGAGCCUGUAAGUUCAGCCCUUGCCUUGCUUCACAGUGUGCUGCACAGAAUUUUGAGCUUGCCACAGCAGAUUAAAAAUCGCCUUGGCUACAUGGAUGAUGAAGAAUAUGUUGAUGAUGAUGACGAAGAUGAACAAUCGGCCAUUCCUCGCAUACCAGGGCCUAGAGACGAUUCGCCGGACGAUUUGCUUGACAGCCUGCCAGUUUCAGAUACUGUGCACUCUGAUAAAAAACAAAAACAGCCUGAUGAACAUGCUAAAGAGCCUUUUCGUGAGCAUGCUGAUAAGAAUGCUCAAAACCGUGUCAACGAACAAAUUAGCGAGAGUGCUUCCAAACCGACUGAGGAUGCCGCUACCGAUAUGGGACAUCAAGAGGCUGAGAAGGAGGACAAGCCCAAAGAUGAUGGUGACAUGGAAGGUGCCUGGGAAGAGACAUUCAAGGGACAUACAGACUCAAAAAAGCAUGGUCCCAUGUCAGUGGGCCUUGACUUCACAUUCGAGGGCUUUGACCACGUCUAUGGACUCCCUGAGCAUGCAGACUCUUUUGCCCUUCGCUCCACUGUUGGCUCAUCAGACCCAGUACGGAUGUACAACCUGGAUGUCUUCGAGUAUGAAGUGGACAAUGUCAUGGCUCUCUAUGGCAGUGUGCCCCUUAUGCUGGCUCACAGUGAAUCCAGGACGGUGGGAGUGCUUUGGCUGAACGCUGCCGAGACUUGGGUGGACAUUGAACCAAACUCCAAGCAGGAAGAUGGCCAUGACAUGGGUGUGCUGUCGUCGGUGGUGGACUUUGUGAAGCGCAGCCCGCCGCCCAAUCACCGGGAGACUCACUGGUUCUCCGAGAACGGCCUCAUCGACACAUUUUUCUUGCUGGGUCCAGGGCCCAAGGACGUCAUGCGCCAGUACCGGUCCCUCACAGGAACCACACCACUGCCACCGAUGUUCUCAGUAGCAUACCACCAGAGCCGAUGGAACUACAAUGACCAAGAUGAUGUCCGCAGUGUGGAUGCUGGUUUCGACGAGCACAACAUUCCCUACGAUGCGCUGUGGCUUGAUAUUGAGCACACAGAUGGCAAGAAAUAUUUCACGUGGGAUCCAUUCAAGUUCUCCCAGCCAGAGCAGAUGAUCCGCAACCUGACAGCCAAGGGCCGCCGCAUGAUCACCAUCAUCGACCCACACAUCAAGCGCGAGUCUGGCUACCACAUUCACUCGGAAGCCACUGAGCGGGGCUACUACGUCAAGAACAAGGAUGGCGGAGACUUUGAGGGCUGGUGCUGGCCAGGCUCUUCAUCUUACCUGGACUUCCUCAACCCCGAGGUGCGACAGUGGUGGGCCAGCAAGUUUGCCCUCGACCAGUACAAGGGCUCAACGGAGCACCUGUUCACGUGGAAUGACAUGAACGAGCCCUCGGUGUUCAACGGGCCCGAGGUGACCAUGCACAAGGAUUGCGUGCACACAGGUGGAUGGGAGCACCGUGACAUUCACAACAUGUACGGCAUGUUCCUGCCAAUGUCUACCUACAUGGGCCACCUGUUGCGUUCGGGCCACAAGCUGAGGCCUUUCAUCCUGUCACGGUCUUUCUUCAUCGGGUCACAGCGUUAUGGAGCUGUGUGGACAGGUGACAACGAUGCCGAUUGGAAGCACUUGCGCGUCACGGUGCCUAUGCUGCUGUCCCUCAGUGUGGCCGGAAUCUCGUUUUGCGGCGCAGACGUCGGCGGCUUCUUCAGAAACCCUGACAGUGAGCUGUCUGUCCGCUGGUACCAGGCUGGUGCCUACCAGCCAUUCUUCCGAGCACACUCCCACAUCCACACCAAGCGACGAGAACCCUGGAGCUUUGGGCCAGAAACCCUAGAACUGGUGCGGGGUGCACUGUACCAGCGCUAUGCCCUACUGCCCCUCUGGUACACCCUGUUCUUCGAGAACGAGCGUACUGGGGUGCCUCCUCUGCGGCCCCUCUGGAUGGAGUUCCCCCAGGAUAAGGCUGGCUUUGCGACCGAUGACGAGCACCUCGUUGGAAAUGCACUGCUGGUCCACCCUGUUACCGAGGCUGGUGCAACCAAGGUCAGCGUCUACUUUCCUGGAGAGAAUGAGGUCUGGUAUGAUGUGGAAACCUGGGAGAAGUUCGAUGGCCUAAGUACAGUUUCAAUCCCCGUCACUCUAAGCAAGAUCCCUGUCUACCAAAGAGGCGGCACCAUCGUCCCCAAGAAGGAGCGCAUCCGUCGGUGUUCCGCAUUGACCAAAGACGACCCUUACACUUUGCAAUCGGCACUCCCAAAAGAGGGCAAACCUGCAGAGGGAACGCUGUACAUUGAUGACGGUGCUACCUUCGAUUACAAGAAGGGAGACCUGCUGUACCUGAAGUUCAAGUUUGCAGACAAUACGUUGACGUCCGAGAUCCUGGAGGGCCCAGGGAACUUCAAGACAAAAGCCUGGGUGGAGCGCGUGGUCAUAGCUGGCUAUCCUACGCGGCCUUCUGAUGUCCAGCUUACUACAAGCAAAGGAACUCAGAGUCUUCAGUUUACUUAUGAAGAGAAGGAGCAGCUUCUAAGGGUGCGCAAGCCAGCAGUGAACAUCGCCGAGAAAUGGACGCUCAAGAUUCUUUCAUAGCCUUCGAAGCCACCAUGUGUUGUGUGCAGUGGAAGCGCUGUCCACAUUUCCCAUUGACGAAACACUUCGUUUCUCAAAUGGAGGUUUUCUUUUUCUUCUCUCCCCGUGGACAUGCUUGCCCCCACAUUUUCUUUUUAAAAGAUCAACAUUUCAGCAUUAUGUGCCACCAUUCCUCUUUACGCGCAUUUUAAGAAAGGGUAAACCAAUUUGGGUAAUGGGGACACUUGUCUACACACUCACACACACUGGCCCCAUUGUAAAUAACCACAGAUGUGACAUGAAAGUUUUACCUGGCUUAUAGUGUCUCGGUGACGAAAACGGAGUGAAUGAUAUAUAUAUAUGUAUGUAUACUGGUAUUGCGAAUGGCUUUUUACAGCACUGCACUGUGUAUCGAGGCCAGAUUUCGGUGGCUGUUUUCUUUUUCUUUUUUUUUUUUCUAUUUUCUAGGCCGUUUUUCUAGACUUGAGUUCCAGUUUUUGCCUUUACGCUGUGCGUCUUGAAACUUAGUUUUUAAAAGUUCAAUAAACACAAUGUUUUUUGCAAUUGC
Molecule: messenger RNA, 4068 nt
Organism: Dermacentor silvarum
Lineage: Eukaryota; Metazoa; Arthropoda; Arachnida; Ixodida; Ixodidae
Gene: GCS2alpha
Product: neutral alpha-glucosidase AB
Exons: 27
Coding region: 336-3521 (1061 amino acids)
Biological process (GO): N-glycan processing; carbohydrate metabolic process
Molecular function (GO): carbohydrate binding; alpha-glucosidase activity
Source: RefSeq, a predicted model, not a curated record